UACCCUGUAUUUGGAGAGUGAAACAUAACAGGCUGGGUGUCUAUAGAUCCUCCCGUGCUUCUGCCAAUCCAGUUUAUCCAGGACUAAGGUUCUAUUGGGAAACCUUUAGACCUAGUUGGAUUAAAAGGACUAAUGGGCAGGCUUCUCCUCACCCCAAUGUAACCCUUCAAUCCCCAGCAGAUCCAGCCCAGGUCUCACUGCUCUAUUCCCCCUGUAGCUCCAUAUUCUAUCGGUUCCUGCUUAUCCGGGUGGGGCAGGUAUGUUUGUUACACCCAUCACUGAGAUUAAAGUGACUCAAACUAAAAGCCGCUUUGGAUAUCUAUAGGUUGAUACAAGCCGACGGUUCAGCAGCUACACAGCCAAAUGGAAAAAUUGGAAAGGUUACGGCCAAUCAGAUGCUUCUUUUUCGGUCUCUGCUGUGUCCUGGUUUUCGUGUGUUCGCUGAGCUGGAAUGUUAUGAAGAACAGCCCAUGGCAUCCCCGUAACAUAUUUAUCUGUGAUACGCAUCCGGCUGAAAACAUUGUAUUCCCUCCGGUUGAGGAACCAGAUGUCAGGCUGGAGAGAAUGCUGUACCCAAAGCCGGAGACUCUCAAACCUCCGAGGACUGAUGUACUGACUAUAACUCCGUGGUUGGCCCCCAUAGUCUGGAACGGCACAUUUAACUCCGACAUACUAAACGCCCAGUUUCACAAGAGAGGUGUACGUAUUGGCAUUACGACAUUUGCUAUUAAAAAGUAUAUAAGGUUCCUGAAAGAUUUUCUGGAAACGGGAGAAAAGUUUUUCAUGGUAGGACACAAGGUCAAUUACUACAUCUUCACAGAUCGCGCCCAAGACAUUCCCAACGUAACCCUCAGUGAGGGGAGGAACAUACAUAUAAUAAAUGUUACCGCCUACCAAAGAUGGCAGGAUGUCACCAUGAGGCGUAUGCAGAUGAUCCGUGACCAAACCUACACCCGUUUUAUGAAUGAGGUCGAUUACUUGGUUUGCGUCGACGUGGACAUGAGGUUCUAUGGCAGCGUUGGGGUGGAAAUCUUAGGCGACGUGUUUGGGACUUUACAUCCUGGUUUCUUUGGAGCCUCGCGGGCGCAGUUUACCUAUGACCGUAACCCAAAAUCAGUCGCUUGCAUUCCCGUAGAUGAGGGCGAUUUCUAUUAUGCAGGAGGCUAUUUCGGGGGGAUCAUUGAAGAAGUUUACAAGCUGACCAAUUACUGCCAUACCGCCAUGAUGACGGACAAAGCCAUUGGAAUCGAGGCGCUAUGGCACGACGAAAGCUACCUCAACAAAUAUUUCCUUUAUUACAAGCCAACGAAGGUCCUCUCUCCAGAGUAUGUCUGGAAUAAUUAUUACGGCUCGCCACGCGCCGUGCAGAUCAAGCGGUUUAUCGGCAUUGAUAAGGAUUAUAAGGAAGUCAGGUUUAGAAGAUAAGUGUGGGACAAAUACGCGAUUCAAAACAGGAAGUAGUGAGAGGAAUAGGAAGUCAGACGCUUGUUCUAGUAUUGCUACGCCCCUUCCCCAUAGGGACGUUUUUGGGUUUUUGGGGUUUUUUUUUUACCAGCAGGCUGGGGGGUGCUGACAAGAGGGGGUGGGUCAUGAUGUCAAUGGGAUAGGGGGCGGGUAACUUCAUAAAGGGCAGAGCUACGGCAGGUCUGGUAGCUAGAGAGUAGAUUGAGGGCAAAUCGGGGAAGGAAAAAUGAGCUAAAUUAAAUUAAGAGAGAUUAUAAAUUUACCGAAAAGUACAUUGCGGGUAAAUUUGUAAUACCGGCCCCUGGCCUUGGCGGGUGUUUUAUUGGCUAGGCCGACUAGGUGGCAUCCUUACUUUCCAUAUGCAAAAUGGAGUAUGGGGAAGCUCUACCAAGGAAAAUGCGGGGGGGGGGGGGGGGGGUAAUAUUUAUACAUAUUUAUAUGAAAGAAAGAAUGUUUGAUUAUAUUAAUACCAUAUAGAAUAAGUCAUGAUGAUGCGGUUGAUCGGCUUGUCGGUGUUUCCCCAUGGCUGACCACCACCCAAUAAGUGCCAUCACCCGAGAUGAGUCAGUAUGUUACAGCAGUUACACCAAUUUUUACGGUGAAGCAAAACGACAAAGAUUCGCUCAUCACUAUUUAUAUCCAAUACAUUGUUGAUUUCUCCUUUGAGGGACAUUAAAAUUCAAAAACAUUCUACACACACAUUUUAUUUGAUUGUUCUAAAGGGAAAGGAAAGAUAAAAACUAAGUAAGCUUUAUAAGAAAGGUCUAUGUAAAUACAGCCAUAAGCACUCACAGUUAUGCUGAGUCCUCUAUCAAAAGAAGCAGGAUUUCUUGUCUCCUUUUUUGUAAACAUGUUCUUAGGUAUCUGACUUCCUCUCUCAGAAAAAUCCUUCUUUCCCAGGGCCCGAGUCUGCGCAGGUCUCUCCUGCUCCCCCUUCCCAUUAAACAAUGUGUAAUCUGAGCUAUAGGCUAGAGCUGCAAGCAGUAAGCUAGGAAGACCAAGUUAAAAUGGCAGCAGCAAUCUUAAACAAACGGAGGGAGCUUCUACAGCUCUUUACUCAGGUAUGGUAAAGCUUUCUGCAGAAUAAAUGUUCUAGGUGGCACUAAUCUAAUGGUAGUAAAAUGCCAAAAUGCCUUUCCUUCUCCUUUUAAGAGACAGGGUUCAUUUUGGCUAUUGGUCUGCCCAAGGUCCAUUCUCUUUUGGUAUGGCCUAUGAUUGGUUCCCAGUUACUUUCAAUUGCUUGUAGCCUUUGGAUGUUGAAUUUCCAUCUGGUAAACCAUUUUCAGCAGUGACAUGCCCCAGCCCAUUCCCAAUUUGAACUGAUACCGACACGAUCCUAUGAAAAUCCAUAGGAUUGGUGUUUUGGGGUACAUAUUUAUUAUUUUUUUUUAAAAUGUUACAUAUUUAGUUUGUUUUUUUGACUUCCUUUUCAUCAAGUCUUGCAUUUUAUUGUUGGUUGGGACUCUAGCGAUAUACUCUGUGCUGUAACAAAGAAUAGACAGCCACUUCAAUAAAAUAAAAAAUACAAGUAAAUAGCAUUAUAAUAAAUGAUGGUGAAUUUUUA
Molecule: messenger RNA, 3028 nt
Organism: Xenopus tropicalis (tropical clawed frog)
Lineage: Eukaryota; Metazoa; Chordata; Amphibia; Anura; Pipidae
Gene: abo.4
Product: ABO, alpha 1-3-N-acetylgalactosaminyltransferase and alpha 1-3-galactosyltransferase gene 4
Exons: 7
Coding region: 364-1425 (353 amino acids)
Biological process (GO): carbohydrate metabolic process
Cellular component (GO): membrane
Molecular function (GO): hexosyltransferase activity
Source: RefSeq, a predicted model, not a curated record